AUGCCUGCACCUCCGUGUGACGUCACUUGUAAACACCAUCAGCACUCAUGGCCUUCAGGUCUUCUUCACGCAGCCAGCCCAGCAGCGAUGAUACAAAUAAAAAACCGCAUGAAAUACAGCUCACUGGGCCUCGCCGACGGUGAGCCUCUCGGAAGAAUAAUCAUUGAGCUGAAUGCAGAUGUUGUCCCAAAGACUACAGAAAACUUCAGAGCCCUUUGCACAGGAGAGCACGGCUUUGGAUACAAAGGAUGUCUGUUUCAUAGGGUCAUACCUGAGUUCAUGUGCCAGGGAGGAGAUUUCACCAACCACAAUGGCACUGGAGGGAAGUCCAUCUAUGGGAAAACAUUCAAAGAUGAGAACUUCAAACUAAAACACACUGGUCCAGGAACACUCUCCAUGGCAAAUUCAGGACCAAACACAAAUGGCUCGCAGUUCUUCAUUUCUACAACUAAAACUGAAUGGCUCGACGGUAAACACGUGGUGUUCGGCCAGGUGAAGGAUGGUUUGGAUGUUGUCACUAAGAUGGAAUCCUUCGGUUUGCAUGACGGAGGUGUGAUCAAGAAAAUUGUCAUCACUGAUUGUGGGGAGGUCAAAUAACCGUUGGACUGUUGGGGUCACUCUCAGACUUCUGUUAGAUUUUGAUAGAAUGCACAAGUUUUAGCAUUCAUCUUUAAUAAUAUAAACUUUGAAGGAGGAACUGCCGUGGAGAUUUUUCUUCAGUUAAACCAGGCAGUUCUCGUUGAUUUCUAUUUAAAGGGAUCUGGUGAUUUGUGGUCUUACAUAUGUUUUACAGACAGUAGUAAUUAUCCCUGAAACAUUUCUACAAGAGCUGAAAAAGCUAAGCCACUCAGUUUGUACAAUCACUGUAAAAAACAAAAAACAGAAUCACAAUUGGAUGAUGGCCAGUGAGUUGCUUCAUUUUUAAAAGCAUACAGAAUUCGUAUGUACAGCAGAAAGUCAUUUUAUCUAGCUGCCGUAUAUUUAAAUAAACACGUGAGAGGGUGUAUUUUUUUCCACAUCAAGUUGCGGACAAAGCAUGGAAUCAAGAAUUCCCCUCAGCUUUUAUGACUUGGAAGACUGCUCUAAUAAAACCAAUAUUCAUGAUAAAUCAGGUUCUGAUUUUCUCUGACAGAUCAGCAUUGCAGCAUAAGUUUUCCAGCCUAAAGAAAUGUUAACACUGAGUACGAUCCAGACUGUUUGCUGGCCAUGUCGUUGCCCUUUGACGUCUUCUUUGGUCGACCCGUACGUCUUCCUUUUGCAAUCUUCCCGUCUUGAUUUGCUCUCGCUCCAAAAGUUAGUUGCAGCUCAUUUGGAACCGUCCAUUUGUUUGCCACUUUUAGUGUUGGAUUACCGUCUCAAAGGCAUUUGUUUUUUCCAAGUCUUUUUCAUUGUUUCCACUGACUGCUCUGCUUUUGGGAUUCCUUCAGGUUUGCAGGCUUUCUUUUAACUGCAGGCUCAUUUGCAUGUUUAGACAUGUUUAAGGAUUUGGUGGAAAAAUAAAACCUCCAACAUGAGUCCAUCACUUUUUCCUCCACCUGAUGUGGAAACAACUGAGAAUAUCCUCAAUAACCUGUCAAAUAUCAAGAUUUUGAACCUGCCUGAAACUUCUUUGUGCUUGGACAGUUUUAAUAGCAUGCUAAAUGUUCUGCUCGUUCUACCCAUAAAAUGUUACAUUUAUGUUUUACUUUUAUUUUUUGCUUAAACAAGCACAAUAUUCGGAUUCAUCACACCCCAGGAAAGUUUUCCAGCUUGCAUCAGUCUAUCAUUAAAUGUGUUGGGCUCAGAGAAGAAAAGUGUUAUGAAAGAUUUUCUUUGCACGGUUAGGAUUUAAUUUAGCGUAUUUGUACACACAGACGCAGCCAGUGUUUGAUGGUUUUCAUAGAGGUUCCUAAAAACUUGUGGAAAUCAGCACAGAGGCUAAAGAUCUUAGCCACUCGAUGCAAGUUCUCCAUGUGGUCCCUUGUGUACAGAAAUGACUAAAAGGAUCUUCUAAUGGUUUAAGGUUUAAGUGGUGAAAUAACUUUGUUCCUGGGUUGUUAAUCACGAUGUGCAACCAUAUCACUG
Messenger RNA from Menidia menidia (Atlantic silverside), 2064 nucleotides. The record is from the annotation of a GenBank genome assembly. NCBI's taxonomy places the organism in Eukaryota, Metazoa, Chordata, Actinopteri, Atheriniformes, Atherinopsidae.